GUCUAUCUAUCUGACGAUAUACAUUUUUUUUGGUGUGUUUUGGCAUUUUUUGGAUCUCGUUUAAAUGAUAAUAUUGGCUCGGUAAACGUUAUUGGUGGCGCUAUAAUCGUCAUCAAUUUUAACGAUCAUUCAUGUUAUAUGUGUGGGUAUUAUAUGUGUUAUAGCUUUUGUCUUGGAUAAAUUGUAAUCGGAGUGGCACUGUUUUUUUAUUUGUUGUAUAUCAUUUCAAUAAUAUCAUCAUGCGUUUGUAUUCACAUAAUUCUUUGAUUAUCUUUUACUGACAUUACUGAUUAUAUAUUCAUUAUAUCUGUGAAAAAUAUUCAGACACAUUUAAUUUUCAUUAUUCUAAAUAAUAUUUUGGUCUGUAUGAUAAAUUUUUUCAUAUGUUUAAUCGUUCCAUAAUGAUGAUGGCAACUUCAUUAUCAUCAUCAUCAUCAACAGCCGCAUCAUCGACAACAUCAUCGAUAUCGGUAUUGCCUUGUAAUAAUAUUAUUUCAUCAUCAACAACAACAACAACAACAAUGUCAACAUCGAAUACAAUGGCUCUAUAUGCAUGUACCCGUUGUAAUUCUCGUUAUCCAUUUGAUGAUCUUUCUGAUGGUGAAAUGCUUUGCAAGGAUUGCCGGGAUGCAUUUGUCAUGGUCAAAUGUACUUAUUGUCGAUCGGAAUUUCAACAGGAUUCAAAAUCUAAUCUGAGCUCAAUCUGCCGUAAAUGUGACCAAAAUAUUAAACUUUAUGGAAAACCAACAUUAUGUGAAUAUUGCAAUAUAACUGCAGCUUUUGUUGGAUCUAAAUGUCAACGUUGUAUGCAUUCAGAACAACGAUAUGGUCCUCCGGUUACAUGCGAUCAAUGUAAACAACGUUGUGCAUUCCGUCGUAAAGAUAAAUAUGAUCCAAAUAGACGUCUAGAUAGUGAUAGAAAACUAUUAUGUUGGCUAUGUACAAUGUCAUAUAAACGUGCAUUGGCAAAAGCUAAAAAUAAACAAUCAUCAUUACAGAAUUCGAAUCUAAAACGUGAACAUUCAAGUCGUUCAAAAUACAAACAAGAACAUGGAGGCUCAAACGGUACUAGUGGUUCCAAUAACACAAACAAUUGGGAUCAUCGUGAUGGUGGAUCAUCAUCAUCAUCAUCAAAUAAAAAACAAUGCGUUGAUUAUGUUAAAUCAUUUAUUAAAACAAGUAAUGGAACAUUUUUACCAGCACCGGCAACAACAGUAUCGAUGUCGUCAUCGAAUAAUUCUAGUACAUCAUUAUCGGUUACUUCAAAUAUAGCACCAGUUACAUCGACAACAACAUCGAUGUCGAUUGAUGCCAGUAAUGAUAUCAUGUCCGUUAGCGAUAAUGUUGUCGCUGUAACACAACUUCGUGAGAAAAUCUUAUCACUUGAUAGACAAUUGAAAAAUAAGAACCAAGAAUUGCUCAAAAAAGAUGUCAAGAUUAAUGAGCUAAAAUCAGAAAUCAGUAAGGAACAACGAGAAUGUCGAGAAAAAAUUCAAGACAUGACUCGUAAACAUAAUGAACGAAUACAGGAACUGCAGCAAAAAGUAACGAAUCUGAAUAAACAAUUAGCAUCGUUACAGAAAGCUUCGAAAAUUAAAAAUUCAAUAAACAAUUCAAGUAAUAACACCGGUAACGAUAAUAAUAGUCCAUUGAGUUUUUCAUGAAUUUUUCAAAUCAUCGUUAACAUCAUCAUCAUCACUUAUAUCAAUCAUUUCUAACAAUCAUCAAUUAAAAUCGACUGCGAAUCGUUUUUUUUUUGUUAGACUUCGAUCAAAUCUUAAGCAUUGCAUUUUGUUUGCUAUACUUAAAAGUUGAGUGAUCACAUUUUUAUUAUCAUCAUCAUCAUCAUCAUCAUCAUAUUCAUAUUUCAUGAUAUUACGUGAAUUUUUCUGACAAAAUAAAAUUGUGGAAAAUACACAAAACUAUACACACACACACACACACAUAAUCAUAAUCAUACUCAUACACAAAAACGAAAAACAAAACAUACAUUAAUAGGAUCAAUCAAUUCAUUAACACUCGAUCUCUAUCUGUCGCUAUUGUUGAUAUGUAUCGAUAAAAACAAAACAAAUCGAAUCGAAUCAUCACGUUUUAUUAUUUUCUAACAAUUAAAACAAUGAGACAGUGAGAGAGAAAAAAAAUAUUGAGAAAAACCUUAAACACUCAUCAAAAACUUUUGUAUACAAUCUAUAUAGAUUUGAAUCGAACUUAUGAUAUAUAUAUAAAUAUAUCAUACAUACAUACAACAAACCAUAAACUAAAAAAAAACGAAAAAAACAUUCACUCAACUAUCCCAACUAUUGUUUGUGAUAUAAUAUUUUUCAAAUGUUUUUUUUCCUUUGUCCAAAUCUUUUUUUUUUGAAUUUCGAAUAAUUUUGAUCGACAUGA
Messenger RNA from Dermatophagoides farinae (American house dust mite), 2388 nucleotides. Its product is annotated as protein FAM76A. Gene Ontology annotation, cellular component: nuclear speck. The record is from RefSeq and is a predicted model, not a curated record. NCBI's taxonomy places the organism in Eukaryota, Metazoa, Arthropoda, Arachnida, Sarcoptiformes, Pyroglyphidae.